GGACCCCAUAACUUGCAGGAAUUCUCAGGAUUUGCUGAAUGCGCAAGAGGUGAUUGUAGGACCAUGGCAUCCAAGGGAGAAUCCAAGGAGAAGCGGAAGGACAAGAAAGAGAGCUCAAGGGCUAAGAAGCAUGGUGACAAGUCUGACAAGCAGAAGUCCAAACGGGAGCACAGCAAGGUUGAGAAGGAGGCCAAAGAACGUCGCGAGUCCGGCACAAAGCGCAAAGCCGAGGAGGCAAAGGACAAACGGAAAAAAGGAAAGGAAAAGAAGCAACCGACGCAGGAGGACCAGGAUGACCGGCGACGAUCGCAAGGAGGAGCUGCGGAUGUGAAGAAUGGGAACCGGGAAAAGCCAGGAAAGGAGGAGAGAACAACGGUGCGUUCUGCUCCAGAAUCCAACGACAAAUCCUCCAAGCGAGAACGACGGCGUCAGGGACCGUGUGCAGCUGAACCAUUGGAUACCGAGCUUGGUGCGCAGAAAGGAGGGAGUUCAGGCAGUCGAGCGUCGCCUGCUCGAAUUGAACUCAAGCCUUCCCCAGUUCCGGAGCCAAAAGCCAUGGUGAGCGCAUCGAGCGAAAGCGAGACGUCUGGCAUCAAGCGUCGGAAGCGCCGAGAGAAUGCGGGCCUCAAGGCGGCAACAGGCUUUGGCCUUGCACCGCCUCCGCCAGCACCAGACGCUGGCUUCGGCUUAAGCGGCUUGCCCAUGUACGGUCCGUCCAGCUUGAUGCCUUUGCCAGACAAGGUGAAAGGUCUCCUGGAGCACAAGGACACUUUGGCGCAGGAGGUGUUACGCAUGAAGAUGGCGGUGGAGGCUGCCACAGGCGUUCCCGGCAUGAAGCUGGAUAGCAAGGAAGACCCUGCUGAAACUACCUUGAAGAUGCCCACGCGGCUCACAGACUGCCUCAUGGACCCUGACAACCAUGCAAAGCUCCUGUCCAAGACGGGCCUGCUGUCGGUGAUGCAGAAUGAGGAGAAGCACCUGGUGCUGCGCGCACCAUCUCGUCGGCAGCUACAGAAAACACUUGGCUCGCUGCGCCGGAUAGCGUGGGCAUGUCAGUGGGGCUGUAGCUCUCCAAAGGUGGGUGCUCUGCUGGCCGACAAGCCAGCCAAAGCUGUGAACUCCAUGGUGCUGCGACUGGCGGCUACCUCCAGUCGACUGUCGUCCCAUGAUGCGAAGCUCAGCGCCAAGAUGCGCAAGCUUCGACUGGGCACACAGGCAGGCCCUGGAAUGCUGGUUUUGGAAGGCAUACCCGGACUGUCGCGGAAGCAUUGCACCAUCACUUUCGAGCCUGAGAAGGGCGCUUGCUACGUCCAGGAUGGGACUGCCAAUGGCAAGAACUGUCACUGGCCGCCUGGACAGGACGUGUCCACCAAUGGCACAUACCUGAACGGCAAGCGGCUACCGAGACCUCCCUUCAAGAAUCCUUCGGAUGCUCGAGUGCGACUGUUCCACGGGGACGAGCUGCUCUUCAAGCUACGAACGGAUGAUGCGGAGGAACUCGGAUACGUGAUCAAUUUGGUUGAGCUAAACUGAUUGGUCCUGCAAGACCGCCGGACCAGGGUGAUGGCGCCUG
This is a messenger RNA of Effrenium voratum, 1573 nucleotides long. The record is from the annotation of a GenBank genome assembly. NCBI's taxonomy places the organism in Eukaryota, Dinophyceae, Suessiales, Symbiodiniaceae.